AUGUCGCAUGUUCUUGUCUCAACUUCAACAGGAGACCCUUACAAGGAAUUAUACAAAUGUCUUUGGAAGGCCAAGGUUCCUGGAAAGACUGAUCUACAUAGAGCCUUGAGCUUUAAAGAAUGGAUGCUAGAGAAGGCCCUAGCGCUAGGCAGUGAAGUUUUUGAAAAACUGAUGAUGAUUAUCUGCGCGUUGUGGAAAAACAGGAACAAUUUUCUGUGGAAUGGUACACAACAAACUGCACAAGACAUUGUUCUUAGCAGUUUUGCGUGGCUAGCUGAAUUUCAAAAAGCCCGAGCACCGGCGGAGCCAAAACAGAAGCAGCCUAAACGUUUUUGGAAACAAGCUGCUUUUGGAGUUCUAAAAAUGAAAGUUGACGCCUCAUUUUUGUCCAGCCAAUCUAAAGGAGGUGUGGGAGGAGUGUUACGGACAGACAAUGGCAGAGUUGUGGCAGCUUUUGCUGGGCCCAUUCCUCACAUGGCCUCCCCAAAACAAGGUGAGUUGUAUGCCAUCCGUGCAGGGCUUGAUCUUAUUAAUUCUUUGCAAUUACAACAGGUGGUGAUAGAAAGUGACUGUACAGAGGCCAUUACGGAGGCCUCAUGUGAGGAUCAUACUCUUCUUGCAAAUGGAGGCCUCAUCGAUGAUAUCCAAUCUGCUAUGGCUACAAUUCCUCAAGUACAGUUGUGCUAUGCCCCUCGUUCCUGCAAUAGGAUUGCCCAUAGACUAGCUGGAAUAGGCUUUGAAGCCACCCACCAUAUAGUUUGGCUAGAUCAAACUCCAGAGUGUAUUACUGAUGUAAUCACUUACGAUUGUAACCACCUCACUUGUGGCUCCUUCUAUAAAAGUUUUACUCGUUGA
Molecule: messenger RNA, 855 nt
Organism: Rosa chinensis
Lineage: Eukaryota; Viridiplantae; Streptophyta; Magnoliopsida; Rosales; Rosaceae
Exons: 2
Coding region: 1-855 (284 amino acids)
Molecular function (GO): nucleic acid binding; RNA-DNA hybrid ribonuclease activity
Source: RefSeq, a predicted model, not a curated record